AUGAAUCGCAAUGGUGUUGGACGCGGUCGUCGUCUUCGUGAGCGGGUGGAGGCGUUGCGAGCCAUUGGGGCCACCCCGUCUCCCGCUCGGGAGCCGUUGAAUGCGGAAGAAUUUGAUGAGUUGUUCGAUGAGGUACUUCGUAGCGGAAGUACGGUCGAGAGAAGCCGAAGUCCUUUUCAGCCAGUGGAGGAGGUGGUGGAGGCGUUGGAGGAGGUCAUUGAGUCGGUGCCGAGUCAAUCCCCGGAGUCGUUGCCUCCAUUAGUGCAGUCUCAGUGGGAGAAUUGGUCUGGCCGUCCGGCGCCGGAUGGAAGCGAGGAUCCUCAAGUUCCUCCCGAGAAUCUAGCGGAGUUCGAAAGUUGGUUAGCGGUGGUGGAGUUGCAGACGUUGGUGGGCAGUGAAGCGGCCGAGGCUCGGCCAGUAGUUGUCCCUAUUAGCCCGGUGGUCGAGAGACGACGUCCACAGGCAGACUGGGACUAUGUGAGCAGCCAGAGUAUGAGCGAAUUAACCCCAGUGGUUAAUAGAAAUGUGAAUUUGCCCCGGCAUGCUCCCCCGCCAGAUCGUAGCCCGUUGCAGGCCGAUAAUGGUCCAGCGUUGUCGGAGAUGUCCUCACCGAGCCGAAGUAGCGACCAUUUCCCCUCCAGCAGCAGUUUUUCCACCCCUUCGGGUUCAUCGAGUUCCCCUAGCGCCCCUCCUUCUUUGAUGUCUUUGCGACCCUUUCCGGUGACUCCGGAGCCUUCUUUGCCGGUGUUGCUCAUGGGUCGUUUGUUUUCGGAUUUGGAACCCAUCCCUACCGAUCCUUCAUUGGAUCCUCCCCCCUGGUGUUUGCCAUAA
Messenger RNA from Leptopilina heterotoma, 831 nucleotides. Its product is annotated as proline-rich protein 36-like. The transcript has a single exon. The record is from RefSeq and is a predicted model, not a curated record. Lineage: Eukaryota; Metazoa; Arthropoda; Insecta; Hymenoptera; Figitidae. Bases 1 to 831 code for a protein of 276 amino acids.